CCUUUACUCUAAGUUAGAUUUCAGUUACGUUAGUCUUCAAUAAAACAAAAUUAAAACCCUAGAGUUUAACCUGUUCGCCUGUUCGGUGCCUCAACAUAGACGAAGGGAUAGUAUCUCUAAAGAAAACUGCAAAUGACAAAGGCUGGACGAAUAAUGGAGAAACGCAAGAGACGAAGGAGAAACGCAGGCAACGCAGUGAACUGAUUCUAUAAUGGAGAAUGAUAAAUCGUAAGAAUGGAAACCAACACUGCAAAUGAACCCUCAGAAGAACCAUCAGAUCCUCCUAACAGAAUAUUACAAAUACAUUUCAAUGAUAAUCAAGAGAUGAUCCAUCCGGAUAAUGGCGGCGUGUUUCAGUGGAGAGGCAACAAUACCAUCACUGCAACUCGUUUGGAGAGAUUGAAGUCUAGAAGCCAACAAGUUGCUGAAAAUGCUAGACCUUCUAGGAAAAGGCAUAUCACAGAAAUGGAAAUUUCUCAAGAAGUGGAAAAUGGUGACCAAAGUGAAAUAGCAAGACCCAGAUUCCAUCAACUGUUUGAUUCAAUGGAAAAUUCUGGGCCCGACAUGUCCCAAGUUAUUUACCCCAUGCAGCAGUAGCUAAAAGUCUUUAAAGUAGGAGUUUCUUUUUUGUUAUUUACCACUUGUAUCAGCAAUUGCUAGUUGAAGCUGGAAACUGUAUGCAUUACCUUUAUGUAAGCUACAAAUUGUAUACAUUACCUCAAGUAGCAGGUUGUUUUGUUAGAUACAUACGGUAUGUAAUAGUUUUGUUUAGAUACAUUUUGAAUGUUUGAUAACUAUUUUUUGCAAGAAGGAAGUGCUAAUUUCAUUGAA
Molecule: messenger RNA, 831 nt
Organism: Cuscuta epithymum
Lineage: Eukaryota; Viridiplantae; Streptophyta; Magnoliopsida; Solanales; Convolvulaceae
Source: the annotation of a GenBank genome assembly